Terrapene triunguis (Three-toed box turtle) is the source of this 1508-nucleotide messenger RNA. RefSeq names its product crystallin lambda 1 (gene CRYL1). Gene Ontology annotation, molecular function: NAD+ binding; L-gulonate 3-dehydrogenase activity. The coding region runs from base 186 to 1148 and encodes 320 amino acids. Lineage: Eukaryota; Metazoa; Chordata; Testudines; Emydidae. Gene Ontology annotation, biological process: fatty acid metabolic process. The record is from RefSeq and is a predicted model, not a curated record. The transcript is spliced from 11 exons.
GCCCUUCGGGGAGCCAAUCGGAACGCUUGUACAGGGAGCCAAUCAGAGAGGCUGUGACAUCCUGUGAGGGAUGGGGAGAGAGCGUCCCUAAGCAGGAGGUGCCCCAGGAGGUUACUGCUCUGGUGGUGCGACCCGCUCCUGCAGCUCUAGCGCCUCUCCUGCAGCGGCCGGGGUCCCUGCAGGACAUGGAGCCUACCCAGGCGGGACAGGUUGUGGUGAUUGGCAGCGGACUGAUUGGUCGCAGCUGGGCUAUGGUGUUUGCUGGUGGAGGCUUCAGAGUGAAACUUUACGAUAUUGUGCAACAACAGAUAACAAGCGCUCUGGAAUACAUUAGCAGAGAAAAGAAGGAACUGGAAAGGUGUCAGCUUUUAAAAGGUUCGUUGAAUGCACAAUAUAGCGAAUUUUCUCUCUGUUCUUCAGGGAGUCAGAUUUCUAAUGCUAUUUAUUACUACUUUUUAUUCCAGGAAUGCACGCCAGAGAAACUAGAAUUAAAAAAGAAGAUUUUUGGUCAGUUAGAUCUUAUUGUCAGUAAUGAUGUUAUCCUAAGCAGCUCAACUUCCACGCUUUUGCCUACUAAGUUGUUCACUGGCCUUAAACAUGUGAAGCAGUGUAUUGUGGCACAUCCUGUAAAUCCGCCCUAUUACGUGCCACUGGUUGAACUGGUUCCCCAUCCAGAAACAGAGCCUUCUACAGUGGAUAAAACCCAUGCUCUGAUGAAGAAGAUUGGACAGUCACCCGUCAAAUUAACCAAAGAGAUAGAUGGGUUUGUUCUGAACCGUCUCCAGUAUGCAGUUAUUAGUGAGGCAUGGAGGCUCGUGGGUGAAGGAGUAAUAUCUCCUGCUGAUCUAGACCUUGUGAUGUCUGAUGGAUUGGGAAUGCGGUAUGCAUUUAUAGGGCCGCUUGAAACGAUGCAUCUCAAUGCAGAAGGAAUGACAAAUUAUUGUGAGAGAUACCGUGAAGGAAUGAUACAUGUUCUGAAAACCUUUGGGCCAGUACCAGAUUUUUCAGGUGAAAUUGAGCAGCAAAUCAGCCAGGCCAUGAGUGAAAAAACUCCAGCUGAUCCAGAACAUCUAAAUGCCAGGAGAGCAUGGAGAGAUGAAUGUCUUAUGGGUCUUGCCAAGUUGAAAAAACAAAUGAAAUCCAACUGAGUUGCAUCCUCUGUAAUACACAAGGGCAAAUUAUCGGCAUAUCUCCACAAAAGUGGGUGCUUCCAUUUCCACAGGCAAAAAUCUGUAUUUGCAGAACAGGUGACUCAAUAUGCAAGCAAUGAUUUUUGCCCAUGUGCGAAUGCAGAGGGUGAUUCAAAAUGUAAUCCAAUUGUCAUUACAUUAUUAAUUAGUGACAGGAACUGCGUAAGAAACUAAUGCAUGAAAAACUUUUUAUAUGAUUAUUCUAAAUGCUUUAAUACUAGCUUAUGCAGAUUUGUUGUAGCCCUGUCAGUCCCAGGAUAUUAGUGAGACAAGGUGAGUGAGUGAUAUAAUAUCUUUUAUUGGACCAACUUCUGUUGG